AUGUCGGAUUUAAGGAAAAGAUCUUUGUCCGAACCAGGAGCUGAUCAUGGUAGAUCACACAAAGGUCGUUCUGGAAAAGUAUCGACAAUCACUGUAGAUCAAUUGGGAAGGUAUAGGCGAAGGAGGCCAUCAGGAGUUUCUCCAGACAACAUACAGUUGCUCUCAGGUUCUUUUGCACAAUUAAAGAGUGAGUAUAUGAGAAGGUUCCGUGCACCUUCUUUGGAGGCCCUUCAAAGGGCAGCAGAACUGCCUCCAAUUUAUAGACUUUCGCAAAAAGCAGAGAGCAGCACCGAAGCAUCACCUGUCAGGAGAGGUCGAAGGCCUGAUGAAUUGAUGAUAGAAAAAGUGGCGUUUGUCGCCAGCACCGAGCACGCCUCCAGAUUUGUUCAUCAUCCUGUACAACACAGGACCGAAUUGGUCAUCUUUAAUUGCAAUCUGGAAUCCCCAGGGCCCGCCGAAGGGGACUCCGAACACAGGAGCGAAUUUAGGAAAUACGAAGACCCACCGAGACGUGAGCACAUAUCCAGGCGCAAUACUGAACUGAAAUUGGAGGGCGAUUUGAGGUCUGACACGGAAUAUAAGGCAGAAUUUGUGCCUUUGGAGAUGCCUCCGCCUCAUCCUAAGUCUGCCAAAUUGAGGAAACCUGAUCCUGAAAUUGGUUAUAUCCAGGAUGAAGGUGGAAAUCGUUUGCCUUUGAUGGAAAGCGAGUACCAGAGAAGUUACAGUCCGAUAGGAUCACGCAGAUCUAGUGCCACUCAUUUGAAAUUAGAAGGUGACUUUGCCUUAGCAGCACGUUCCAAAGAAACUUUCGAAAAACUUCAAACAGAAUCCCAGCCUAAAGACCAAGAUAAAGGUUUAGUGAUGUCCGGUACCAUGGCAAUUUACCCUAAGGAUCCUGGUAAAGAAAACAAAGAUAAAACAAACUCUAACGAACCUUCUGAUGUCAAACUUGAAGGCGAUUUUCAAAUUGUGCAAAAAGAGAAACCAUUCAAAUUACGCCCAACACAGCCUCCGAAAUUGGUGGGAAAAUGGAGCGAUUUGGGCAACGAUGCCAGAUCUUUUCGAGAGGACAAAAGUCGUGUCAAAAGUGCCAGAAAAAAACAGGCAGAUUCUGAUAUUUUGAGAAGUCGACCUCCUACUGGCAGAGUUACCGAAAAGUUUGAUAUUAGGAGAAGUAAGAUGGACGAGGGCCCACCUUUUGAGGGGCCUUUCGAAUGUCAACCAGAGUAUAGAAAGGCCAGAAUGGACAUGCUUAUUAAAGAAAGGCCGCCUCCUAGGAAGAAAUUUGAGCCAGACAUGACCCGCUUACCGCCCCUCUACGACUCACCGCCGCAACAAACCCCUCUUAUAACGCGGUCCAGGCCGAGUUCUCGCGUCUCUUCUCCCACGACCUUCAAAUUAAGGGUAGUUCCGCCAUCCCCUGCCAAUAAACCAGGACAUGUGUUCACGCCAAAUGCUCUGGUUGCACCUGUCAAGGAACCACCAAUAAGGCGUAAUGUGGAGUUUCUAAGACGAUAUCGUUCGACUGAAACAGAGACGGAAACCGAAAAUGAAUAUUCUGAAGAUGAUGGUAGGGCCUUUGUGGUCCUGGACGCGCCUCUUCCUGGUACCAGGAGACGAGAAAAGCUUUUGAGAAAGGCAGAGAUUUGUGCCAGGAAUAAUAAUUGGAUGCCGCCUUGGUAUGACAGGAUACAGAGAUAG
Ctenocephalides felis (cat flea) is the source of this 1701-nucleotide messenger RNA. RefSeq lists its product as uncharacterized. The record is from RefSeq and is a predicted model, not a curated record. The coding region runs from base 1 to 1701 and encodes 566 amino acids. The transcript has 9 exons. Lineage: Eukaryota; Metazoa; Arthropoda; Insecta; Siphonaptera; Pulicidae.